Messenger RNA from Ilex paraguariensis (yerba mate), 531 nucleotides. NCBI's taxonomy places the organism in Eukaryota, Viridiplantae, Streptophyta, Magnoliopsida, Aquifoliales, Aquifoliaceae. The record is from the annotation of a GenBank genome assembly.
AUGUACCAAUUCACACGUUACCUCUAUAAAUUUAUCAGGCAUGCGUGUGUCGAGCAACCAGUAGCUUCUGCAAGCAGGGAUCUUUCAAAUAACAGAGGUCUGAAAGGAACUCUUCCACCAUCUAUUGGGAAUUUAAAGAAUCUGACGAUCCUAGCUCUGAAUUCUAACAGCUUCAGUGGACCAAUUCCAGCUUCUAUUGGUAAUCUAUUGAAUCUUACAUGGCUGGAUGUAAGUGAGAAUCAGCUUACUGGAACCAUUCCAGUGUCCAAGGGAACUACACCUGGUUUGGAUAUGCUAGUUAAAGCAAAACACUUCCUUUUUAACAACAAUCAACUGAGGGGGAACAUCCCUCCUACUCUAGGACUUGUACAAACAUUGGUGACGGUCCGCCUAGAUUGUAAUUCAUUAAGUGGGCCCGUCCCUCCGAACCUCAACAACCUUACAAGUGUCAAGCAGCUGUACUUGUCCAACAAUGAACUCACAGGACCUCUUCCAGACCUUACCGGCAUGAACUCCCUUACCUACAUGUAA